CUUAGACCAUCAGGAAGGCAUCUUAUUAAGGCUUCCACCACAAGCACCAAUAAUUCAUCUUAAUAUGGUUAAGAAGCAUCUUUGACGCAUUUUCAGGGGGGAAAAUGGUCAAAAAUGCACUUUUUUAAGAUGAAUAUACGGAAGGUCUAAUCCUAGCAAAGUCAGUGGCAGCAGACUUCUCGAGUAUCAUGGCUUCGGAUUUCUCUUCAAUGGCUACGCUACCGAAAGCAAGAAGUUCUGCGCAAUCUGCGGUAUCCGGUCUGAGCGGUGCUGCUGCGAGCGCUUUGUUUGAGGCAAAAAAAGAAAUAGGCGGAAAAUCGCGUAGAAAGAACAUAGUCUCUCUAAUGUUGUACGUCGAGUGAGAAAACGGCUACCCGAAGUCGAAAAGUAACAGUAAGAUUGUCAGUUGUAGUAUACUGUUCGGGUGCUUCCGUCUUCUAUGAAGUGCUUUUACUUCCAGUAGAAAAGGAGGUUCAUGACAAGGAUCAAGAGGAACAUGGACAUCAUUCAGCUGCAGCAGUUCUAAUUUUUCCGGUGCCACAAGUACUCCAGGAGGUGCUGGCACAAGUAGUACUCCAGGAACCAAGGUCGGAAACGCGAAGAAACGUGUUUCAGCUUCGGAUGCGAUCUUGGAUUUGUUAAGGCUUGAUGAGAACGUGAACUUAACUGACAAUAGACAGAAAACCAGCAAGGCAAGGCCAUGUAGUACAUCCAUCCACAUCUCUUCAUCUCACAACAAUCUUUGAAAUCUUGGCGAGCUCUAAAUUUGAGAACUUUGAGUGGAAGUGCGAACAGUGUGCGACAGCUGAGUAGUGUCUCAAGAUUUGUAGAAGCGUUUCAAGAUCGAGGGUUAAGGGAGAUGUGGCAUUUUUGUGGAAAUCGGUU
Molecule: messenger RNA, 885 nt
Organism: Amoebophrya sp. A25
Lineage: Eukaryota; Dinophyceae; Syndiniales; Amoebophryaceae
Source: the annotation of a GenBank genome assembly